Molecule: messenger RNA, 2166 nt
Organism: Necator americanus (New World hookworm)
Lineage: Eukaryota; Metazoa; Nematoda; Chromadorea; Rhabditida; Ancylostomatidae
Exons: 5
Coding region: 1-2166 (721 amino acids)
Source: RefSeq, a predicted model, not a curated record
AUGCCGCUCUGUCUCAUCUUCAUCGGCUUGAAGAAGGCUUCCGACUCGCUUGAGACGGAAGCGGUCAUGAAAGCAUUGGACAACAAAGGCGUCCCUACUCAGUACAUAAAGAUACUUCUAGUGUUGUACAGCAACGCCACUCUCGUGAACGCGAUGCGAGGAUUGGAAUGGAAUAACAUUGGAGUGAAAGUUGACGUUCGGCAUUCACACCAUCCUUGUUUCGCUGAUGAUAUCGUUGCUAUAACAUCAAGCAUUAAUCAGGCGGAACGGAUGCUGGCCGAAUUUGAUGAAACGUGUAAAAAGAUAGCUGAUAAACCCGAAUUGGACGCGUUUUACGAGGAGCUGGAGGAAGUAAUCCACAACGAGAAGUCUUUCUACAAAUUCGUUGUCGGAGACUUCAACGCAAAACUAGGAAAGGCCACAGAAGAGGAAUACAGGAUUGGAGGACUUGGACUAGGGGACUGGAAUGAAAAUGGCAAUCGUCCCGCCGGGCCGUUGUCCGCCGCUCGCCGCUUUCAUGGGAACUCUCUUUUCAUGAAAAAAGAUCAUCGUCGGUGGACAUGGGAAUCGCCCAAUGGCGCGACUCGUGCGGAGAUCGACCACAUACUCAUCAACCGAAGCCACACGAUGGAAAAGAACAUCUGCUAUCGGCAGCGAAGGAGAAAAGAAGUUGUCUACGACGAUUGCGUACUCGAGGAUUCCUUGUCCAACGGUGACUGGCACAUCGAGGACCCAAACGUGAACUACGAGAUGCUUCUCAGAGGAUUAGGAGCCUGUGCUGAGCGUGCCUCGAAGCCGCGCACGACAAACGUGGAUCGAAUUUCGAAGACCACCAAGGAAUUGUUGGAAAGAAGAAGGGCUUUGAGGCUUGAUCCGAAUGCAUCGCACGUUGAGUGGUUAGUAGCAAACACUAGCUGCAGAAAAGCGUUGCAGGAGGAUCUUUUGAAAUACAGGCAGAAGAAGAUUCUGGAAGCAGCACAAAGAAGAACGAGUCUAAAGAAGUGCCGCAGGGAUCUCCGCGAGUAUAAUAUUCCGUUAGCAGCCCUGCUGAGCGAAGGCGGGACUCGCACGUCUUCUCGUCGUAAGAUGGAAAUCAUUACGGAGAGGUUCUACUCGAACCCUUUCCGUUCAUCAGCUCCUGUGUCAGGCCCGAUCAUCCCCAUUGGUGAAGCUCCACCACGGAUUCUCCCUUCGGAAGAUGCUGGAAGCCCAGCCUCAAGAACAAGCUGGAUUCCGCCAAGGGUUCAGCUGCUUGGACCACAUCCAGAUCGUGUCGAGGGUCAUAGAGGUUUGCCGGGAAUACCGCCUGCUCCUUAUUCUAACCUUCAUCGACAUGAGAAAGCCUUCGACAGCGUAGAAACGAAUGCAAUACUGUCAGCGCUGGUCGAUCAAGGUGUGGUCGCGUCGUAUGUGAGGACAUUAGCCAAUUGCUACGAUCGUUGCACGACUAGGAUACAGCUUUUCCACCGCCCUCUCACCAUACCCAUUGGAAAGGGGGUACGACAAAGCGAUACUAUAUCGCCGAAACUGUUCGUGGCUGCAUUGCAAUGGAUAAUGAAAUUACUUCCUUGGGAAGAAAGGGGCAUACGUGUUGAUGGAAGAUCUCUCUCGAACCUUCGUUUUGCGGACGACAUCGUUCUCUUUUCGAGCAGUACCAAUGAAGCAGAAACGAUGCUCAACGAAUUGAACGAAGCAGGGAAGAAAAUAGGAUUGCGAAUAAACAGAAAGAAGACACAGUUCAUGAAGAACGCCUACUGCGAGGACGGAGGAGUACAACUUGAAGGCUCCCAAAUCGUGGGAACUUCGUCAUACGUAUACCUCGCGCGUUCUAUGAACAUGGAAAACGACUCGAAGGAAGAACUGAAUAGAAGAAUGAGAGCAGCAUGGGCAGCGUUCGCACUCGUCAGGGAAGCUACGGACCAACUGGCGGACCAGGAUCUUCGUGCCCAUCUGUUCGACUCGACAGCUCUUCCAGCGCUCUGUGACGCAGCGGAGACGUGGGCAGACACUGCUGCCACGUCUAAGAAGUUACUUACCACCCACAGAGCCCAUGAGAGAUGUCUUCUGAAGUUCAACCGGCGCACACAACACCUAUCCGGACCUCGCAGCUCCGACUUAAGAGGAGUGUCCUUAGGGAAAACGAUAGAUGGACUAAAAGAGCGCUAG